Molecule: messenger RNA, 453 nt
Organism: Penicillium malachiteum
Lineage: Eukaryota; Fungi; Ascomycota; Eurotiomycetes; Eurotiales; Aspergillaceae
Product: RHO alpha subunit C-terminal catalytic domain-containing protein
Exons: 1
Coding region: 1-453 (150 amino acids)
Molecular function (GO): 2 iron, 2 sulfur cluster binding
Source: RefSeq, a predicted model, not a curated record
AUGGUUCCCUUGACAGCCACUACGAGCAAGGUCGAAAAUGAAGUAUAUCGGCAUAAGGAUGCAACUAAUGAGGAGUUCGAGAAUAUCAAUGCAUUCUACAGACAGGUGCUAGAUGAGGAUAAGGAACUUUGUGUUGGAACGCAGGAGAAUCUGAAUGGUGGUCUCUUUACGAAUGGAGAGCUUCAUCCGAGCAAAGAGAAGGUAUUAUCUCUGUAUCCCUGCUCCUUUCAAAUUGCAACUAACGGAUUACAGGGCCCAAUUCAUUUCCAGAAUAGUGUCCGGGAGAUGGUUAUGGAGCAUCGGAAGAAAGAGGAGCAACAAGGAGGCCAGGAGAUUUGGCCUGCGGUCCCUAAAGCUGUCGAGGGCAUGACACAGAAGCUCGCCGAGGAAGAGCAAUUUUGCUCUCAAUUAGAAGCUGCAAGUUGUAAGAACAUACCGGAGCUCGCAUGGUAA